AUGUCGUCCCUUAGUGUCGCAGACAUUUGGACGGCGUAUUGGCCGUACAUAGUGUUGACUCUAGUGGUGGGCGUAUGCGGGUAUCUGGCUACUAUCAUUUUUGAGGAUUACCGAAGGCAGUCAACGGCGACUUCUGAGUUCUUGCAAGCAACGGGCGGUACGGGAGAGUACGAGAUCGACUUGCCCGAGGAGGAGCUGAAUGCGUAUCUUGAUUUCAAGGAAAAGGUUUUGCAGGAAUACCUUGUUAAGGAAAGGAAAGGGAGGGUGAUCUCGGAUUUGGACGCCCCUGAGAUGAUGCGAAUCAUCCGACAUGAAAUUCCAGAGUCGGAUAGGCGGAAACUGAAGGCUUUGGUGUUAAAGCGUUGCAUCGGGUGCGUCCACGUGUUGGCUCAACUGCAGAGGGAUAAGCCGGGCGCAGCGAGAAUGAUGGAUAAGAAACUAGUCGCGGAUAAGGACUUCAAUGCUGAGAUGGAUGAUGUGGUGAAAGAGUCGGAAAUGAUCGAGGAAGGCUUCGGGAGGAAUGUGUGGCCGCAGGGGCUGCAGUUUUAUAGACUAGAACAGCAUAAGGAGAUGAUGGCCAAGAAGGAGGCGGAUGAGGCAGAGGCGCGAAAGCAGUUGGCUGGUGAUUCUAGUGAUGGUAGCAGUGGCAAGAGGGACGAUGCUGAGGCUACGGAAAGGAAGGAGGAGAUGAGGAAACAGCUCCGGGAGCGCAUCCAGCAAAAGGCAGAUCAGAGAAGACGCAAAUAG
Perkinsus marinus ATCC 50983 is the source of this 747-nucleotide messenger RNA. RefSeq lists its product as hypothetical. The record is from RefSeq and is a predicted model, not a curated record. Lineage: Eukaryota; Perkinsozoa; Perkinsida; Perkinsidae. The transcript has 7 exons. The coding region runs from base 1 to 747 and encodes 248 amino acids.